AUGUCAACAUUUUGUAAAAAAAAUUCAAUGAAAACUUACUUUAAAGUGCAAAAAAGUAUUAUUGCAUGUGCACAAACUAUGUUGCAAUUGAAUAUAGCUUUUAAAAUACGAGGGAACCCCACGUGGUGGAGGCGUCGGACGGCGUUGGAACGCGCCAUGAUGAUGGUGGCGGCGGCGGCGGUGACUGUGGUGCUCGCUCUGGCCGUCGUCGUCGCCGUGCUGGUAGUGCGCGACCAGCAGAACGGACCCAAUUCUUUGCCAACUCUGCCUGCUGCACUUAGUGGCAUUGUGAAGCAAAAUGAUGUGUUAAAACAUGAUCUCUGCCUCACACCAGGAUGCAUUCAUGCUGCUUCAACAAUGCUGAUGAGCAUGGACACAUCAGUAGAACCCUGUGAUGACUUUUACAAUUUUGCAUGUGGCAAUUAUGUAAAGACAAAUAAUAUUCCUGAUGAUAAGUCAACAGUGAAUACCUUCAGUAUUAUAUCAGACCAACUUACAGAAAAGUUGCGUACAAUUGUUGAAGAGCCUAUAAAGGAAAACGAAGCAAAGCCGUUUAAACUGGUUAAAAAACUUUAUCGAGCUUGUAUGAAUAAAACUUUAAUUGAAAGUAGAGGAUUGGAACCACUGCAAGAUAUUCUAAGAGAAUUAGGUGGCUGGCCAGUUGUGGAUGGUCCGUCAUGGCCAGUAGGUGAAUUUGACUGGCGAGAAUCUGUAUACAAAUUCCGGAAAAUGGGAUACAGUGUUGACUAUUUUAUGGACUUCUCAGUAGCAACAGAUGCAAAAAAUUCAUCUUAUAGAUCUAUAAAUAUUGACCAAGCCUCUCUUGGACUAAGCAGGGAAUACUUAGUUAAAGGUAUGAGUGAUAAACUCGUAAGAGCAUAUUAUGAAUAUCAAGUAGAUAUAGCUGUUCUCUUGGGAGCUGAUCGUAAAACUGCAGAAGAGGAGUUAAAAGAAUCACUGGAGUUUGAAAUAAAACUUGCCAAUAUAUCAUUACCCAGUGAAGAACGACGAAAUGUUUCUAAAUUGUACAAUUUAAUGACUAUACAAGAAAUGCAAACAAAAUUCCCCAGUGUCCCUUGGCUACAAUAUUUUAAUAACAUUUUGCUUCGAGAUAUUGAAAUCAGCAACAAUGAACCAAUUGUGGUAACUGUCCCAUCUUUCAUUAAAGGACUGGAGAAACUUCUUUCCACUACACCAAAACGAGUUCAAGCAAACUACGUGAUGUGGCGAGCUGCUGGAGCAACAAUUACUUACUUGACAGAACAAGCACGCAAACGUCAGUUGAAUUUCUUCACUGUUCUAUCAGGCAAAACUGAGAGAGAACAACGAUGGAAAGAGUGCAUUGAUAUUGUUGCUGGAGGUUUGUCAAUUUCUGUCGGUUCGCUCUAUGUGCAAAAAUAUUUCAAUGAAGAUGCCAAAAAAAAUGCAAUGGAGAUGGUACAAAAUAUCAGAGCAGAAUUUAAAAAAAUAUUACAGACAGUGGAAUGGAUGGAUGAAGAAACAAGAAAACGAGCUCUUGAGAAAGCUGAAGCAAUGUCUGUCCAUAUUGCUUAUCCUGAUGAAUUAUUGGAUAUUCAAAAGUUAGAGGAAUUUUAUGACAAACUUGAAGUUAAUCAAGACUUAUACAUGGAAAGUAUUCUCAACCUAACAAAAUUUGGCACUGGCUAUUCAUUUGGAAGACUGCGACAAAAGGUCAACAAAACUGAAUGGAUCACACAUGGUCGCCCAGCAAUUGUUAAUGCAUUUUAUAGCUCAAUAGAAAAUAGUAUUCAAUUUCCCGCUGGGAUUUUGCAAGGAAUAUUCUUCAGUAAUGACCGCCCACGCUAUAUGAAUUACGGAGCCAUAGGUUUUGUUAUUGGCCAUGAAAUAACUCAUGGAUUUGAUGAUCAGGGUCGACAAUUUGAUAAAGAUGGUAAUCUGGUUGAUUGGUGGGAAGCAAAUACAAAGGAUCGAUACCUUGAAAAAGCUCGUUGCAUUGUCCAUCAAUAUGGCAACUACACAGAUGAAGAAACUGGGCUCAAUCUCAAUGGUAUCAACACACAAGGUGAAAAUAUAGCAGAUAACGGAGGUAUCAAGGAAGCUUACGGUGCUUACUUAUCCUGGGUUAAGGAGAAUAAGAAGACUGAACCUAUUCUCCCAGGUUUGGAUUAUACCCCUCAACAAUUGUUCUGGAUCAGUGCUGCACAGACCUGGUGCAACAAAUAUCGACCUCAAGCAAUGCGACAACGUAUCACUACUGGAGUGCACUCACCAGGACGAUUCAGAGUAAUUGGCCCCCUCUCCAAUCGGGAGGAAUUUUCCAGAGACUUCAACUGUCCCCUAGGCAGUAAAAUGAACCCAAUUGACAAGUGCCAGCUCAUUGUAUUCAAUUCUGCAACAAAUGUCGGACUUCCAAAAACUGUGUACUUAAAACGCAGAGAUAAAUUCUCGUUGGUGAAGAUAUUUCUGCCCAAUGUGAUGUUUUGCCAGUUACGAACUGUUGCUGUAUCUAUAGCAGAACAUGUACUUUGA
Molecule: messenger RNA, 2511 nt
Organism: Gryllus bimaculatus (two-spotted cricket)
Lineage: Eukaryota; Metazoa; Arthropoda; Insecta; Orthoptera; Gryllidae
Source: the annotation of a GenBank genome assembly